Messenger RNA from Cephus cinctus (wheat stem sawfly), 2823 nucleotides. RefSeq names its product neuropeptide-like 1 (gene Nplp1). Bases 111 to 1880 code for a protein of 589 amino acids. NCBI's taxonomy places the organism in Eukaryota, Metazoa, Arthropoda, Insecta, Hymenoptera, Cephidae. The record is from RefSeq and is a predicted model, not a curated record. The transcript has 4 exons.
AAUGGUAUUCACACUCGGCUUGCCGCGACCUUCCGGUGCAACCAAGUGCAGCUUAAAGUGCAGCUGAAAAUUUUCCUGUAAUUUGCCCAUUUUUUGUUCUGGCAAUUGACAUGGCAUCGCGAAGAGGUCGACUGGCCAUUUUUUUAAUUUACGUCGCCGCGGUCAAUCAGUUGAAGUUACCAUCGGUCUCGUGUCAGGAUGAGAUAAGCCACUGUCUUCCUCGUAAAACAUUUUUUGCUCUUCUUCGGCUACCAGAAGUCAGCUCGAAUCUCGCAGCUUACUCUAGGAACGUUAGGAUCAUCCGGGAUGAUCUAGUCAGUUUGAAGAGUUUGAGCUCUGAGGAGGGUGACGAAGUUGCUGAAAUAUGUCUACCCGCUGGGGUUUAUCUGGAGCUCUUCAGCGACCCUACUACAAGAGUACACCUUCGAACGCAGAAGAUGUUGGAGGACCCUGCAGCUCGCGUGUACGAUCCUGAGAUACUCGACGUGGACGACCUGGUCUCCUCGAAACGUAGUAUAGCGACUCUUGCUAAAAAUGACGACCUACCUAUUUCCAUCAGGGGCAGGAAUGAAGAGGAUGACGAGGAGAUCCGUACCAUGGAGUCGAGACAGGAGCCUCUAGACUUACUCCUGGACACCUUUUUGGCCGGAGAUCAUAGAACGAAGAGUGAACUAGUACGAGAUUAUGGUCUACCGAAUGGCGAAUUUGAUAUGGAGUCUCUAGGUAGGGAUUAUCCUCAUGGGAAACGUAACGUGGCUUCCCUAGCUAGGGAUUUUGCACUACCUUCCGGCAAAAGGAACAUCGCAGCCCUCGCUAGAGAUUACAGUCUGCCUAAUGGUAAGACGAACAUCGGUAACCUGGUGAGAGAAUACAUAAUACCAACUUCAGGAAAGAGGAACCUUGCUGCUUUGGCGAGACUUUACUCCUUGCCAUCUUCCGGUAAGAGGAACGUUGCUGCCCUGGCUAGGGACUAUGCUCUCCCCAACGGGAAGAGGUACCUAGGUUCUCUGGCUAGGUCUGGUGAUCUGCAACUAAAUGGACUUUACGAGGAGAAACGGAACGUUGGUAGCCUUGUAAGGAAUGGUGAUCUUGUACGCAUGGGAAAGAGGAACGUCGGCACCCUGGCCAGAGACUGGAGUCUUCCUACUCAAAAUAGAUAUGGAAGAUCUUUGGAUGCCAAGAAGACAAAGCUUGCUGAUCGGUAUGGAUCGGUAAAACAGGAAUUGAUUAAUCUUCAACGUCUGGGACACCAGGAAGACCAGGGUCGCAAGAAUCUGGAUGAUAGAACAAAGGUCGGUAAGAUUAUGACAACUGCUACUGACAAUAAGGCCCAUACGGAGGCUAAAAACGACUCUCAGAAGAUCGAUGAUGUAAAAAGGCCCAAAAGACAGAUUGACUAUUCGGAUGAGUAUCCUCUACCCGUUAUGCAAAAUACUAACGUUCUGGAUUACGAGGAGAUGAUCGAAGCUCUUACUGGAGAGUACCCAAAUACCGAAAAGAGGUUCAUGGGGACUGGUCCUGCGCUGGAGGUGCAGGACGACGAUACUGACCAGGGGGGUUAUUAUGGAAUAACCCACCCAAGUAAGAGACAUAUCGGGGCUCUGGCUCGUCUCGGCUGGCUUCCAUCUUUCAGGGCCGCCCGAUUUUCGCGCUCUCCGCGCUACCUGGUCGACAGGGAGGAUCCCGCAGAUGGGUCCACGUCCAACAACUCCCCCAACGCGUCGACUAGGACAUUAAGUUUGAAUCUUGGCACGAGAGGACGCUACCUGCAGUCACUUAACGGCGACUGCCGACAUGGUUUCAAGCGAUACUUUUUGUUACCGCGUAUCGAUAACUUCCUUCACCUUCGUAAGCUUCAAAACGUCCCCAAGAGCGCAUAGGUCAUCCUCGACACCGUCUAUCUGUAACAACAAUGAGUACAGUACUGAGAAAAACUUUUUCUCGCUAGCGGAUAGAGUGUAUUGGAAUCAGCUGUUGAAAAAAUUGCUUGUACAUAUAUAUUGACAAAGAUGAAUAAUCGUUGAAAGAAAAAUAGAAAAGGAUGCUGAAUGACAAAUAACGAAAGACGUUUAAAGAUUUUUCAAAAAUCUUCCUGAUCUAUUCAAUAUUCAAUCUCUCCGCUUUCUAUAAUCUUCUAUGUCGACUCAAUCUAUCCGUCUUAUACAAUUUCGUCUUUGAAGAUGGAAAACUUUUUAACAACUUUUUAUUCGUAGAUCCAUUCACACGUACGUGGCUCUUUGCAUAAGAGAAAUUUUCUGAAUUUUUAUGAGUGUAACCGAAUUUCAGUCAAAUUCAAAAUUCACUUAUCCACCCUGUCGUUAGUAUUAUUUUAACUGAAAUUAUUAAUAUUGUGUGGUUAGGAUAAUUUGUUUUCAUUGAAAAAUGCUUUUCGCUAGACGUACGUGUCACCAUCAUUUAUCUAUACGAUGUAGUAUACAUAUAUAGGUGCGUACUUAGACGCGUGUACUCCAUAUUUUUCCGUGAAAAUUCAAGUGUCAAAAUUUAAUUUAAAUAAUUAGUGUCUCCUACUCAUUCUUGUGGGAACAGACGGGACACUUUUUCCUCUAAAUUAUAUUGUACUUAAUGUAUGUGACGUGUAGAAAUAAAAUACGCGUAUUAUCGACCGUAACACGUAAGGUGGCUGGGGCGAUGAUCUCGCUGUGGAAAGUUUUCACGCACGACACAAAGUCGGCUAAAUAAUUGCUGUGGAUGACAUAUAACGAACGUACGAGUACUAUCUAGCAUGUAAUAUGUGUUUACAUAGACAAUAAUCUGGGCAAUCCGAUGACAAUAAAAGGAUAAUAAUAUUGAAGUAUAAUUAAA